AAGUUAGCGUUCUGUAGCGCGGGUUUGCGUCUCGACUAGAGACAAAAACAUAACCUGAUCCAAUUUUUGGGCGAUUUUCUUGUAAUAAUACGAAUACAGCCAGCUUUAGUUAUGAUUAUUUAGCUGAACUAGCGGAUUAGAACAAUAUUAACGCUGGAAAUAACCGUUCGGCAUCAAAGUGUGACACUAGGAAGAUCCGGUUGACAUUUUGCCCCAAUGUCGUUUUGAAAAAAACGGCAAAAUCGUCAAAAGCAUUACAAUGUCCAACCAGCAAAAAAUAUUGUUUUGUGGGGACGUCGAGGGACAAUUUGAGGCUCUUUUCACGCGCGUUGCGCGAAUUAGCGAAAAACAGGGAAAAUUUGAUUGUCUCUUUUGCGUUGGGAAUUUUUUCGGGAUCAAUAACAAGGAGUUUGGGCCUUAUCUGAGAGGGGAAAAGAAGGUGCCAAUUGCCACGUACAUCUUGGGGCCUAACAGCCUGGACCAGGUCAAGUUUUACCCCAAAGAUGACGCGUUCGAAUUGUGCGAAAAUGUGUUCUGUUUGCGCUCAAAGGGGGUCUACAAUGACAUCAAAGGCUUCAGAAUUGCAUAUCUCAGUGGAAUUGCAGGGAAAGAAUCCAACGAUUACGAAUACACAGCCAAAGAUGUAACAGAACUGUAUGAUAUGUGCGUUAGGGGAAACCCCUGUUUCCGAGGCGUUGACGUUCUUUUGACGUCACAAUGGCCCGCCGAUGUUACCCGAAACGACCCGAAACAAGUUAAAUUAACUGUAAAUACAAGCACAGAGCUGGUAAGUUGGUUGGUUAUGAAAUUGAAGCCCCGGUACCACGUCAGCGGUCUCGAGGGGGUUUAUUACGAGCGUUCGCCCUUCAGGGCCCCCAAUUUGGGGGACCACGACACCACAAUAAAUCUAGUUACGCGAUUUGUGGGCCUGGCACGUGUGAAAAAUCCGAAGAAAGAAAAGUGGAUUUAUGCACUGGGUUUGCCUCCUUUAGACACAAUGAAGCUUCACACUUUGUUGCAAAAAACCACCGAUGAGACUGACUGUCCGUUUGAUUUUGCGGAACUAGAGCAAAAAAUUUUUAAUAAUAAAAAAAAAUCGCAAACACCGUGCCAGUAUUUCUAUGAUACGAGCGCCCCUGUCGAGGGCCAGGCCGGCCCAAGGGCAAAGAAAAUGAAGAUUGAGUUUGACCAAAGCAAGUGUUGGUUCUGCCUCGCUAGUCCGUCUGUUGAAAAACACCUGAUAAUAACAGUUGCGAGUUCCACCUAUUUGGCUUUGGCUAAAGGUGGUAUCGUUGAUGAGCACUUCCUGAUUUGUCCGAUUCAACACUACCAGAAUAGUCUUGGCCAACCGCAGGAGGUGGCUCAGGAAAUUGAGAAGUUUAAACAAGCUUUGAGGAAGUUUUAUGCGCGAAAUGGCCAAGUUCCCGUGUUCUUUGAGCGGAAUUACAAGACUUCGCACAUGCAGUUGCAGGUUGUGCCUGUCCCGAAAGAGGUCGCCAAGGAGCUGAAGGCGAGUUUCAUUGACGAGGCUGGCGCCCAUGGCCUCAAGCUGGAGUUGUUGGGUUCCAACAGCCGAUUGGACCAAGUGCUUCAGGCCAAUGUUCCGUAUUUCACUGUCGAACUGCCAGACGGUGUUGUUUUGUACACGAAAAUCAAGGGUGUUUUCCCGCUUAAUUUCGCACGAGAGGUGUUGGUGACCGCUCCAAUUCUCAACUGUCCGCUGAAAGUUGACUGGAGAAGCAGCGUUUUGGGCAAAGAUUGUGAAAAGGAACUUGUGGAGAAGUUGCGAGCUGACUUCGAACCGUUCGAUUUCACGAAUGAUUAGUGCUUGUUUUAACACAACAUUUUAUUAUUAUUUUGUUACAUUUGACAUUCUUACAAUAAAAAGGUUAAUCCAAAAAAU
Messenger RNA from Tribolium castaneum (red flour beetle), 1903 nucleotides. RefSeq lists its product as uncharacterized. The transcript has 6 exons. Gene Ontology annotation, molecular function: RNA lariat debranching enzyme activator activity. Gene Ontology annotation, cellular component: post-mRNA release spliceosomal complex. The record is from RefSeq and is a predicted model, not a curated record. The coding region runs from base 260 to 1825 and encodes 521 amino acids. NCBI's taxonomy places the organism in Eukaryota, Metazoa, Arthropoda, Insecta, Coleoptera, Tenebrionidae. Gene Ontology annotation, biological process: mRNA splicing, via spliceosome.